UAGUCUAAGUUCUGACGUCAUAACAUGGCGGCGACCUGUAGCUAAUCGGAUUCUUGAGAAGUGUGAAUACUUUCGAAGCCUAUCUCUUCACCAGGAGCUACUUGAAACUCUAUUUUGUGUGCAACUGUUGUCAUCAGACCACGGAAGAAGUAUCUAUUUGUGGCAGCCCAAAACAGGUGAAAGUUGGACAUCGUCAGCCAGAGGCUAAAGCAAACUCUGUGGGUUCUACACAGGCACCUCCUGAUUUUAAGGAUACUUUGGUCUCCUGUACUGAGCAGUUACCUAAAGAGGAAAGGCACUGUUGUCCAGAUAUUCCUGAAGGGUGUCGAGAAGAUAGUGUUCCAGUCAUAAUAGAUUCUGCUCCCGACAGUGCUGAGCAAGAGGAAGAGAAUUUAAAGGAAGCUAAACCUUCAGCCCAAGAAGACUCGCACAUUCUUUCGGAGGAAGACGGUGUCCAGGCCGACUUUGAAGAAUCUUUGGUGGAAUUUUCGAGUCAGUCCAAGACAAAGGAAUCACUUUCUGGUUGUACGCAACAGCCACUACCAACUGAGGGUUGUGUUGUUGAAGAUCUAGUCUCUGAGGUUCAAGUGCCAUUAGUGCAAGUAGAGCCACUCAACGUGGUUUGUUCAGAGCAGGAAAGAGAUACUACAGACACCAGCGCAAGUGACAUCUCGCUCCUCAAACAAUUAAAGGGUGAUUCAACAGCAAAAGAACCUGUGGAUAAGUCAGUCGCAGCUGAAGAGUCGAAGUUUGAAUGCAAACCUGAAGGACAAGACAGCUCUGAACAAGUGCAGGAUUCUAGGACAGGUUCUAUAGAAACAGAGGUUAUUAGUGACUCUCAAGAACUGGAAAAGAUAACUGAGUGUGAUCACAAGGAAAGAGAUUUGGCAGACACUGUUGGUGAAGUCAAAGACAAGAAAGAUUUGAUUCAAACCAGUGAGCAGACAUUUUGUUCCCAUAGUCAAGACAGUGACGAUAGAAGUGCUUUCGCUAAGGAAAAGGAAAGCUCCAUAGAAGCUUGUACAAGUAAGGAAUCCGAGGAGCAGAAGAUCUCCAAGAUGUCGACUGGUGACUCUACUGUAGAGACACAACCGCCACCAACAGAAGCCAUGAAUGGCAUUGGCACUCUGGACACUGGCAGUGAUCUUCUGGAGCAGGCUGCUAAAGAAUGCCUAGAUAACCAGGAUACCCUUGCUGCUGACCUCUUGGAAGAUGUAGACUCAGAAGAGGAUGAGGAUGGAGAUACGGAUGAGGGCAAUCUGGAGGCAGCAGUGGCUCCCACCAACACCCCGGUGAACGGGGACUCUGGGCAGGCCUCUCCUGUCAUGCAGAGUAGCUCUGACAGCCUGAGCGAUGAUGCUCAGAAGCAGCAGAAAGUUGCAGCCACAGCACCUGCUGGAAAGACAGUCCUCACCAUGGCACCAGGAGCAGCAGCCAAAUCAAUGGCAGACACGAAGGGAAAAAUGUCUGCAAGAGAAAGCAAGAAGGAGGAGAAGAAAAAGAACAAGAAGAAAGAGGAUAAAAGUAUAGAGUACAUCCUCCGAGCCCUAAACAGCCUGCAGAGCCCUGAGGAAAAGCUGGCUGCCUUGUGUAAGAAGUAUGCUGACCUGCACGAGGAGCACAGGGUUCUGCAGACCUCAUUCAAGACCCAGCAGAGAACAAUGGCCGUGGUCAUGCGAGAAAAAGAUCAGCUGCAGUCAGAGCACACCAAGGCUAUGAUGGCCAAAAGUAAACUGGAGUCCUUGUGCCGGGAGCUCCAGAAGCAGAAUAAGAUCAUCAAGGAUGAGAGCAUAAAACGAGCUCGUGAGGAGGACGAGAGAAGAAAAGAAAUCUCGGCUCAGUUUCAGACAACGAUUGGAGAGAUCCAAACACAAAUGUCUGACAACACGGAGAGGAACUCUAAGCUGCGUCAGGAAAAUGGAGAGCUGGCGACUCAGCUGCAGAAUAUCAUCAAGCAGUGUGAUGCUAGGGAAACUCAAAUUGACAAGGUGCGCAAACAACACGACUUGGAGCAGCAGCUUGCAGAAGCAAAAUUGUCCAAGGCAGAACUGCAGUUGAAGGAGGAAAGGGAACGCAAUGCAAGAGAAAAAGAACUGUUGGUGCAGAAAUUUACAGAACAAGCGAAGAAAAAUUCCAUGCUAGAAGCACAGGUGGAAAUGUUCAAGGAACGCUAUGAUGAUUUUGAGAGGCUUCAUUCUCGCAGCAGUGAAACCUUCCAAAAGUACAAAACAGAAAUGGAUAAGAUGACCAAAAGGAUUAAGAAACUGGAGAAAGAUGGAAUUCAGUGGAAAGCGAAAUGGGAGGCCAGUAACAAAGCCCUGUUGGAGAUGGUUGACGCUAGAAACAAGUCGGAGAAGGAGACGAUUACCUACGUUCAAAAGUGCAAGAAGCUGGAGUCUUUGUGCAGGGCGUUGCAGGGGGAGCUUCACGGGAAGAAGCCAGCGUCUGAGACUUCUGGUGACUUGGAGGCGAAUACAGAUCAUGUUCGGACAGAAGAUGACGCCCCGCCAUCAUCAACAGCACCCCCGAAUUCUCCAGAUUCCUCAUCAACAGAACAGUGUUGCUCUGACCCGAACCUCCCCUGCUCUAUAGCCGAGUCAGCAGCAGAACCCUCUCCUCAAAUUUCCUCGACAAAAGCCUGCCCAGGAGACGUGCCCGCAACGUCGUCACCUGUAGUGCCCUCUCCAUCAUCGUCACCAUCGUCAACCACAGCCACCCCAUCAACAUCGUCCAACUCAAAUCCUGAGGUGGGAAAUGGUGCUACAAAUGCAGCUAGUGGGAGCGUGGAGUCCGGUGCGGCAACGGGAGCUACUGCUGAGACACCGAGUGGAGGGGAGAGCAUGUGUUCUGACAAGAGUAGCGAUGUCUCAAACACGCAGCCGAAAGAUCCAGCGGAGACGGCCGCUUGCUGACGGAGAAUCUUGCCUGCUUUCCCUGUUUGAUGUCUCUGCUGCUUUUCUCAAUGCAAGUCAUGUAUUAUUGUCUCUGUAACAAGAAAAAUGUGUUACCUUAUUUGACUCUACUGUCCAGGGUACUUGGGGGAAAAAAAAAUUGUGGGCUACUCAUUUUGCUUGUGACAGCGACAAUAUGUGAUGGGAGGACUUUCUCCCCGCCCCCUUCUCUUCCUGUCCCAAAAGUGAAGUUAGAAAGGCUGUCCGUAGUGUGUAGUUUUUUCAAGAAUUUUUUUCUUUUUUUGACUUUGUGUACAUUUUUAAUCCUUUCAGAUUCAAAUAGUGAUUACUGAGCGCAUGAAAAUCCCAUAAUUGUUUAGGAGUAUUUUUCUCCUGUGUUCACGUUCAACACUUUCUGCUUUCCAUUGAAAAAUUCUUUUUUUUUUUCAAAAUUUUAUCAUAAAAAAGGUUUUUCAAAUGCCACAAACUUGCGUUAUUUCCCACUUCUGACUACUUAUCUAUUGUUUUGGUGGUUUAAAAAAAAAAUUGAAAUAGAUUCUACUAAUAUCGAUCUGGAAAUUGAAAACUUAAGGCAAAACUCCCGGAAAACUUUUUUCAGAAGGUGGAACAAUGCAAUGUGCUCCUAUGGAGAUGUGGCAUUUUAUUGAUACAUUUUAGCUUGUUGUCUUGUGGAGCUGGGCUGGUUGUAGAUCUAUAAUAUAUAAUUAUUAUCUCUAUUAUAAUAAUACUGCUUUCAAAACCUCCAUAUCGUUGGGUUGGAUUUCUUUCUCACAUAGUUUUGGCUUCCAUUUUCAAUAUAUUUAUGUAUAUCAUUGGUAUUUUCCUACAGUAACCAUUUUCUCAACACACUUUCCCACCUCUCUCGCACUUAUUGUUUGAUUGGGAAAAAAGGUGACAAAUUGAACAAAGUAAUUUGAUGGAAUAUAGUUUUUCCCAGUGCCAACUUUGAUGAGGUCAAAGUUGUUUUUGGUUUAUUUUAAUAAUUAUUAUUUUUAUUUAUUUUUUCUCGUUACAAUGGUCAGAUUUUGUGUGAACUUGCAUAAUUUAUCACCAUAGUUUGUUCUCUUUCGUCUGGCUGUGGUUAAAACUUGGUAAAACCAAAUCACUCCAUUUAAUCUUCUCAGGCCUUUGCAUGCGGGUCUGAUAGUUUGAUGACCAACAGAAUCUAGAAGGCCAUUAAAUGAAGGUUGCUGCAAACUAAGGUAUCGAUUCGACUCUUUUGAUGUUAGCCUAAAGCUAAUCAAAAAUGUUUGGAGAUUAACACAUACACACCCACCAAAAAAAUAAAAAAGUUAACCUCUUUUCAUCAACACAACAGUUUAAUGCUCACCUUUGAAACAUGGUCAGAUAGACGGAUGUGUACUUUUCGAGACUCAAGUGGAAACAGUCGAACACAUCUUGGAAUGAAAUCGACACGCUUACAUAUUGAAAUGUGGGGAUAGGUUGGUGUCGCUGUCUCAAAAUGAGCAAUUUGUAGGAUGGAUUACUGUGUAUCAUUUAUUGCAGUGAUCCUGUGCAUGCACCCAAAGGGCGGUAUUUAAUGUAGGGCCCAAAUAAAGAAACUUUUUUAUUACUAGAUUCAGAUUUGUUUUAAACAUAUUUUUGUUUGGUCGAUGGCCUACAAGAGCACUAUGCAGAGUUCCAUGCUCAUCGUUUAAUAAAAAAUUAGCUGGAAUUUUUUUUAACAUGGACAGAUGAAAGUGAACAAGCUAUACUAUACUAGAGCAGCACCUCAGAGUGGAAAAAUUCUCAGGUCUUCAUAUUUUCUGUGGCAAGUGCGCUGUGAAAAUUUUUUUUGUUUGAUGCACUAAUUCAUUUUUAUGAGAUUUAGUUGUUCUUACUUCUUUUUUUCUUUUUUUUUUUAUUAAAUAAGAUCAUGGGAAAAAUGAAGUGCUUUGACAAGAUCAACGCUGCCAGAUGUAAUGAGUUCUUGUUGGCGAAGAUACAAAGUUUUCAACAUUUUUCAUUUAGUAUGAUGUGAGCAUGCCAAAUGUGGAUGUGGCUUUGCGUAGUUUGGAAUGGAACAGACUAAUUUGGUGUAUCCUAACGGCCGAUAUUUGUGAAGACAUGUGGAAGGGGGUGGAGUUGUGCUGUGGCUAGUAUUGACAGUUGUUUUGCUGUAUGCCUUGUAGUGACGUGAGUAGAGACUGGCGUCUGUUGGGAUGGUUUGGCUCUUUGCCCUGCUUGAAAGAGACACGGGGAGUGAUGUUAUAUUCUCCAGGUUUGCCGUCUUUGCGCUGGAAUGCUGUGUCGCACUCAGUCACGGAGAUAGGCCCUGACAGAGAGGGUUGGAGUUGCCCGCCUCUUAAACGAUUUACUAAUUAAAGCGCUCUGAGGUCCCACUACCGUUGUCAACUAGAAGUGCCAAGUUUAGACCUUGAGGUAAAUUUACGAAAGCCUACGACUGGUUUCUUUGAGCUAGAUCUACCUGGCACGCAUCAUGUUUUUUAGGAUAGACCAUGAGUUCAUUUUUUUUUUUAUAGUCUCUUUUAGAACAGAAUUGGUCUAUUGGCUGGUUUUAUUUAGUUACUUCAGGAGAAUCAGGGGACACAAUGAAGUUGAAACUUGGACAAAUAUCUUUUCAAUUUUUUUUCUCAAAAAUAUUACGUAAAGAAAUCCUUGUUUAUUAUUUUUUUUAAACGGAGAGUAUUUUAGGGGGUCAUUUCACGUUCUAAAAAUUCAGGACAGUUUCAUAUAGUAAAAACUGUUGAAUAAUCUGUCGGGGGGGGAGGGGAGGGGGGGGGGGGGGGGUGAAGAAUUUGCUAGUUUUAGUUUAGUAAGGGGAGACAACAGUUACUUGUACGACCUUAAUUCCAAACUUUGAUUACAGAAGGAAACUGGGAGCCAAAUUCAGAAUUUUCCAAAGAUAGGCCAGAAUGACCCAGUGGCUUGUGGGUUUACGUGUCCUGAACUGUUGUUGCGAGUAUCUAUUUAUAGCAGCAGUUGGAUGAUAAGAGAUUCACUCAUUUUAGCUUUUUGUCUUUUUCUUUUCUUCAGAAAAAAAAUUCUGCCUAGAUCUAACUUCUAUGGCAGUCUUGUUUUUGUGACAUGACUUUGAACAGCUAUGAUUUUCCCCGACAGGUUCCCUGUAUUGCUAAAUGGUUGCAUAAAGUGUUUGUGGCAGUUUUUAAGAAACGUACUCAUAAUUAUUUUUUUGAGUAGUGUUCUAAUUCUUGUCCUUUUUUUUUUUAAGCUCCUUGAUUUUUGUUUCUAAUAAAUUAUUUACACGCAAUCUCAUUUAUGUAAAGUGUGAUUUCCAACACUUAUAUCUGAGGUGAUGUCUGACAGCUCUGCCUUUCCAUCACUGGUGGCCUGUAUAUUUCCUUGGUCAUGUGAAUGUUGGCCACUGCUUUGAGUUUAGAGACUGCAAGGACUCUAUAUGAGUAACAAAGGAGAAGAAAGCCGAAUGAACAAGUUGUCAGAUCCAUCAUGCACUCUGUGCAUUUGUGUUGUUUGGUUGUGCUGUUUGUUAAAGUGCCAGUUGGCAUUUAUAACUCACUGAAUCCGUUGAUCGCGCAUAAUAGCGAUAUUUUCCUAUUUGUAGACGACUCCUUUCUUCGUAGAUGUUUGAUUUCAGCUACAUUAUUUUUUAAAAAUCCAAUACUUUUGCAAACACGUGAUAAAAGUAGAUACCAUUUAUUAGCUCUUCUCUUCCACUUUUGUGGCUUGCCAGAAAGAACUCGUCAGCACAAGAAAUGGAAUUUCUACGAAUUUUUUAAUUGCAACUACAUGCAGAUUGCUCAGUUCCAUUGUUUGCCGCUAACUUAGCUCAAGAGAUUUUCCAUUUCCUCUCAUUCUGUCUGACUUCCUACACAAAAUCGUGAUAGAUGUACACUUUUUAUUAGUUUAAGUAUCUAUCCCAUUCUAAAAUUGUGUCAAAAUUUGAGCCAAUUUCAGGCCUAAAUAAGAAAGUUAUAGCUUUAAUGAAAACAUACCCCUUUUUUACAUAUAUUUGAUAGACGGUAGUUCAGCACGUGGUACAUGAUACCUGUUUGUGGAACUGCAAAGUAGCUAUGGUGCUUCUUAAUGCUCUACAAGUGUUGAACUGUCUACUGGCAUCUAAUUUUGUGUUGCAAUUUGUAGAGCUCUUGACCUUUCUCGCCAGCAAAGACACAGGCUUGAUUCUCAAGUGGGGAAGAUAUUGUGCAUGUAUCGAGUAUCUUCCUCUUUCUGCUAGGAUGCUGGGUUAUACACAGCCAGAGUUGGCCAUGAUUCAGGGUGAAAGCAGCCCGUCUAUACAUCUUUUAAAAUCAGGUUGAUGUUUUACUGUUGGUGCUCAGUAGAUGUCGAGGUCUGUGGUAUGACAGUUAGGCUCUUCUGUUGACACUGCUUGCAAAUGAUGUGAGUUUUAUUUUGAUCUCUGCAAAAAAAGUGUAUUUUGUCCAGUGUCUCGUGCAGCUUUUUUUUUUCGGGGAUUCUGUGUCUGUCUCAGUUUGGGUUGGCCCUGAUAGAGGCAAAGUCAAAGCAGCUGGUCUCGUAAAGUAGGCCUGAAUGAAUUUUCAAUUUGAAGCACAAAACUUUUACACAGGCAGCCAGCAGAUGUAUGUAGUGUGUGUAGUCUGACAAUAUGAUGUGUGUAGCAACCGGCAGAAUGUGCUCCGAGUCUGAGACUUGCUGUCUUUCUCUUGAUCGUCUUCCUCUCCUGUCUCUCCGUCUGCCCCUCAUCCCAACCCUCUUACCAACCUUGUGUGUUGCUUUGUGGAUUUUUAGAAGCAAUACUCUGUUUAUGUAUGGGUGAAAUAAAAUUAAUUUUUAUAUGGCUUUUA
Molecule: messenger RNA, 7678 nt
Organism: Aplysia californica (California sea hare)
Lineage: Eukaryota; Metazoa; Mollusca; Gastropoda; Aplysiida; Aplysiidae
Product: alpha-taxilin
Exons: 14
Coding region: 1059-2912 (617 amino acids)
Molecular function (GO): syntaxin binding
Source: RefSeq, a predicted model, not a curated record